AUGGAGCCGUCCAGUGCAGACAUCACACAUGUCAACGAUGUCUGUGCUCCGACCACUCACAUGACAAAUGCCUCUCAGACUGAGAUCAGGGUCGAGUAUCUGAAGCACAAGUGGACUGUGAAGAACUUUUCCCAUUGCUAUCAGGAAUACUUGGAGAACUUUGUACAUUUGCAACGUAACAACGACGAAACAUUGACAUGGUCGAUCAAGAUCUACCCCAAAGGCAAUGGGGAGAACAACAAAGACUUUGUGUUUCUGUGCCUGAAUCGUGUGAAUGGAGGCAACAAGAACAAGGCAGGCUUCAGGUCUAGGUUCUUCCUCAAGAACUGUGAUGGCAAAGACAUCGAAAUGAGGGUUCAUCCCAAUCCGUCGCAUUCGGAUUAUGUCUCGUACAUUAAAAGAGACGUCUUGUUCCCACAAAUUCACCCAUCUGACAGCAUCACGGUGUAUGUUGAGAUUGAUGUAGCCGUGGAGACAAUAACUACAUACACAGAGGAUCAAACAGCAGCUAAACAAGUACGAUUAAAACAAUAUUAAAAACAUAAUCUAAAUGUAACGACUAACAUCUGCCGUUUUAGGCUUGCGAAUGUGAACGCCCCUUAGGGGAAGACUACUUAAAACUCCUCAAUGACGAUCUUCACACUGAUUUCCUUAUCAGAGUAGACGGUCGAGACAUUCCAGUACACAAGGCGGUGCUGUCUGCCCGAUCUCCUGUCUUCUCGGCCAUGUUGCAACACAGAGACACAAACGAGGCCAGAACUGUAAGGUGUUGUGGAUAAUAUAUUGUGAUUUUAGGGUGUGUUGUGUAUCGAAGACGUUGAUUACGGAGUCAUGAAGGAGAUGUUGCACUUUAUUUACAGCGGAAUUUGUACUUCUGACAUGAAUGAUAUGGCUUCCGAUCUGUUGAUCGCCGCCGAUAAGUACAGGUUUGUUUGUUUACUUGGGUAUCCAUAAGACUCCUAAAGCUUUCCACGAUUCGUCUCAACUAUUUUAUACUGUACACAAGACCGGACUGUUAGUGUCCUUACUGUAAUAUUAAAACUACUUCAGGUUGGAUGACUUAAAAAGCCAUUGCGAAAAGAUUCUGAUCCAAAUACUAUCACAAGAGAACUGCUGUCAGUUGUUGAUUAUAUCGGACAUGUACCAUGCCGACAACCUGCGGCGGAAAGCAGUCCAGUUUGUUCAUAAGUUCCCAAUCGAAACGACCAAAACCGUGGGUUGGGAAGCGGUCCUAAAGGACCACUCGCAUCUAGUCACCGAAAUCGUAAGGAGCUUCGACAGGUCUUCGGACGCCGAGUCCUGCACGGCACUGUCCGGCCUCCUAUCGCCCCAAUAA
Molecule: messenger RNA, 1336 nt
Organism: Bursaphelenchus okinawaensis
Lineage: Eukaryota; Metazoa; Nematoda; Chromadorea; Rhabditida; Aphelenchoididae
Source: the annotation of a GenBank genome assembly